UCUAGUUUUUCUCAUUCUCUUAAUCAUCUUUUUAAUUCAGUUAGCCAAAUUUCAUUGACUCUUCCUCAUGGAUGCUUCCCUGUGGGCAUUUCUCCUCAACAGUCCUGAAGGAUCUGUUCCUUAUCCUUGGGAACGCUGUUUUGAUCUUGUGACAGGAAUGCUGUUAUAUAAGAACAGACUGAAUGGCGCCGUAGUCCUAGAUUUAAGGCCUCGAGUGAACCUUGGGGGAGGCUUGUACAACGUAAGCACCGCGUGGCAAGACCUGACGGCCGGCAACCAAUACACGGCCGCAAACAACGCUGUGCAGUGGACUCCUUCUCUGUUCCGCAGACAUAUUAAUGAACAUGAUCAAGACACUCCCAUUCUCAUUUGUUCCAACUGCUGCACCAACCAACUCAUCUAUUUCCUGGUGCCCCAACUCAUCACUCACUGCCCCUUAUGUCGCCGCUUUAUGAAUUUCUUUGCUUAAUUCUGUCCUGGGAAUGUAAGAUUUCUAAUGAUG
Prunus mume (Japanese apricot) is the source of this 502-nucleotide messenger RNA. NCBI's taxonomy places the organism in Eukaryota, Viridiplantae, Streptophyta, Magnoliopsida, Rosales, Rosaceae. The record is from RefSeq and is a predicted model, not a curated record.